CAUUUUGGUAUGUCAGUAUCAUAUGUUCGGCAUUUAGUACCUAUUAUGAAAUAAAUAACCAGCAAAUUAUUAAAUACGAACAAAUAAAAGAAUGGCUUUAUCAUUUUUUCGAUCCAACAUAAUUGUCAGACAUGUUAAACGACAGCUUUACCAGAACAAACGCAACGCGGGUUACCUAGUCCUAAUUCCAGAAAUAGGUGAAGAUGCAGACAAAAAUAUUUUAUUGUCCGACAAUGGUCUACCAGAGUUUAAUGAUAUUACAAUUGAAAAAUGCAUAGCUGCUAUUAGUAAACAGAGCAUGGAAUACGAAAGUGGAGUCAAACAAAUAGAACAAUUCACUCAAAACUGCAAAAAUGCUUUCAUUGAAAUAUUCCAACCUCUUGAAAAGCUAGACAGCCAGUUAGAAUUAACAUGGGGCAUGGCAAAGGCACUGUACCUUGGCAAUAGCUCGCUGAUGCCCACAAAGUCAUAUAUUCAAAUACAUGAAAGAGCUCACAAAGCUAGAUCCUCAAAAUUUAACAGUAUACCCAUUUACCAGGCUGCAGUUGAUGAGAAAAAUCGAUUAAAAAAACUAACAGAUGAAGAACAAAGACUUCUGGAUAAGUAUAUACUGGAAGGUAAACUAAAUGGAUUGGACAUAAAAGGUAUCAAAAGGGAGAGACUUAACAAUGUACUGGGAUCACUACAAAAAGAAAAGCAAAUUUUCCGUGAAAAAGUCAAUGCUGCUAACAAGCUUUUUACGAAUACAAUAACAAAUCCUGAUGUGUUAAGGGAGUUUCCUGAAAGUCUUAUUAAAUCUAUGGCUGGAAAUAAUGAUCCAAAUAAAGGCCCUUGGCAGGUCACGCUGCAGCCACACAUUUAUGAACCUUUCAUGCAGUAUUGCCCAGACAGGAGUUUACGUUGGAAUGCAUGGCAAGCCAAUGUCCAAAAAUGUUCAAAUUAUAUCAACAAAGAAUUGGAAACAAGCUCGAACUUAGAGAAAAUACGCAACUUCCGACAGGAGCAAGCUACAAUACUAGGUUUCGACAAUUUCGUUGAUAUGAGUAUGGAAACCAAAAUGGCAGGAUCCAUAGAAAAUGUUUACAAUAUGUUGGACAGUUUUCUUGAAACCGCCCUACCGAUGCAAGAAGUAGAAAUUGAAUUGUUACAAAGAUUUGCUCAUGAGCGUGGUUUCGAUGUUAAACUGGAACAUUGGGAUAUACCAUAUUGGCAGAGGAAACAAAAAUGGUCCCUUUACAAUUUCGAUGAAGAUAAAAUCCGUGAAUACUUCCCACUUCCUAGAGUUAUCAGUAACCUUUUCAAUCUUUGUAGUAAAUUAUUUAAUAUAAAAAUUAUCGAACGAUCUGGUGUCCAUACGUGGCAUAAAGAUGUCAAAUUUUACGACGUUUACGACGACUCAAGUAAUUUACCCGUAGCCGGUUUCUAUUUAGACCCAUACGCCCGCCAGAAUGAAAAAAUACGUGUAUAUGACGACGCAGGCUGGCAUAUCUCAGUUCGUAACAAGUGUAAAACCACGUCAACUACACCACUUUCGGCAUUAAUAUUUAAUUUCCAAGCUCCCGAUGGAAAAAAUCAGUCAUUGCUGUCGUUUAAUGAAGUUAGCGUGCUUUUCCGGAGAUUUGGGCAUGCGUUGCGUCAUUUACUUACUAAAGCAAACUAUUCUGAAGUUGCCGGUCUGUCCAAUGUGGAAUGGGAUGCAGCGGAAGUUUGCGGGCAUGUCAUGACGCACUGGCUCUAUGAUCCUCACACGAUACAAGAGAUUAGCAGCCAUUACAGAUCUGAUGAGCCAUUACCAGACGAUAUAAUGAAAAAUCUUCAAAAUGUCCGAAGACAUAUGUCAGGUUAUGAAUUAUGUAGGGAGCUGUACUUAUCAAGAUUAGAUUUGGAGAUGCAUUCAAAGAAAACAUUCUGGAGAGACCUUGUAAGGGAGUUGUGGCCAAAAUACAAUGUUUUACCGUUUGAUAAAUACGAUUCACAUCCUUUGUCCUUCUCGAAAGUAAUAUCAGAGGAGUGGGGAGCAGCGUAUUACUGUCAUCUCUGGUCGAGAAUGAUUGCAGCUGAUAUUUAUAGCGCAUUUGAAGAAGCUAGACAAGGAGAGCAAGAUAUAGUCACUGUUGGGAAACGGUAUAGGGACACAUUCUUGGCACAUGGAGGCAGUUGUCAUCCCAGUGAAGUAUUCAGACGGUUCCGAGGACGGGACCCGUCUCCACAUGCAUUGUUGAACAACCUGGGAUUGUCUAAAAUAAUUGUAGAGGAAUAAAACUAGACUAUUAGUCGCAUAUGUAUUGUAAUUUGAUUCCUAUUAUUAUAAUUAUAUUUGGUUACCAAUUGA
Messenger RNA from Galleria mellonella (greater wax moth), 2332 nucleotides. RefSeq lists its product as uncharacterized. Gene Ontology annotation, biological process: peptide metabolic process; proteolysis. NCBI's taxonomy places the organism in Eukaryota, Metazoa, Arthropoda, Insecta, Lepidoptera, Pyralidae. The transcript has 2 exons. Gene Ontology annotation, molecular function: metalloendopeptidase activity. The coding region runs from base 92 to 2260 and encodes 722 amino acids. The record is from RefSeq and is a predicted model, not a curated record.